Messenger RNA from Penicillium cosmopolitanum, 1848 nucleotides. RefSeq names its product alkyl/aryl-sulfatase. Gene Ontology annotation, molecular function: linear primary-alkylsulfatase activity; protein dimerization activity. Lineage: Eukaryota; Fungi; Ascomycota; Eurotiomycetes; Eurotiales; Aspergillaceae. The record is from RefSeq and is a predicted model, not a curated record. The coding region runs from base 1 to 1848 and encodes 615 amino acids. The transcript has a single exon. Gene Ontology annotation, biological process: dodecyl sulfate metabolic process.
AUGGAAUCAAUCAAGGACGCCGAUCGCGGCUUCGUGGCAAAGAUCGAACCUUGCAUAAUUGAGGAUAUCGAUGGCCGUAUUGUGUGGAAUAAUGAGGCAUAUUCUUUCUUGACAUCCACGUCUUGCCCAGAGACUGCCAAUUCAAAACUAUGGCAACAAGCGCAACUUGUAAGCAAACAAGGUCUAUUCAAGGUUACCGACAGCAUAUACCAGAUUCGUGGUUUCGACCUUUCAAAUAUGACUAUUAUCGAGGGGAUUUGUGGCGUCGUUGUGGUUGACCCUCUUACUUCAGUCGAAUGUGCUGAGGCAGCCCUCGAUUUAUAUUACAAACAACGCGGCAAAAAACCUGUGCUUGGAAUGAUCUAUACACACUCACAUGCUGAUCACUUUGGCGGUGCAAAAGGAAUUCUAGGAGGGCACCAGACCAAUGCUAUCCCAAUCCUGGCGCCUCAUGGAUUUCUCGAACACGCAGUCUCAGAGAAUGUUUAUGCGGGCAAUGCCAUGGCUCGCAGAGCGGCAUAUAUGUAUGGUGAUCAGCUGCCAAAAGGCCCCUUCGGUCAAAUCAGCUGCGGUUUGGGUGCAACUGUAUCGACGGGAAGGGUGACCUUAGUGCCUCCGUCGGUUGAUAUCACGCAUACUGGCCAGGUGGAGGUGGUCGACGGAAUAGAGUUUGUAUUCCAAGUUACCCCCGGAACAGAAGCACCUGCCGAAAUGAAUUUUUAUCUACCUCAGCAUCGAGCUCUGUGUGUUGCUGAAAAUGCGACGCAAUGCCUCCACAACGUCGCAACAUUAAGAGGAGCGGAAGUCAGAGAUGCCCUCGCUUGGUCUUCGUACUUGGACGAGACAAUCAUUCUUUUUGCUGAAAAAACAGACAUUGUGUUUGCUUCUCAUCACUGGCCUACUUGGGGUCAAGCAAAGAUUGUCGAAUUUCUUAGUCAGCAGCGAGAUCUCUAUGCCUUCUUGCAUGGUCAAACUCUACGAUUUAUAAAUGAGGGCCUGAUUGGCAUCGAAAUUGCCGAAAGAAUGGAGCUUCCGGCCCAACUACGAGAGGCUUGGCAUACGCAAGGAUUCUAUGGCUCCGUAAGCCACAAUGUCAAAGCUAUCUACCAGCGAUACAUGACAUGGUUCGAUGGUAAUCCAGCCCAUUUAUGGGAGCAUCCGCCAACCGAAGCCGCGAAACGUUACGUCUCUUGCAUGGGUGGUGUCGAAGAAGUACUCCAAAAAGCGAAGAAAUUUUGUGAACAAGGAGAUCUUCGCUUCGCCGUCACAAUACUCAAUCAUGCAGUGUUCACUGACCCAGAAAAUCAAGAGGCAAGAAAUUUACUAGCUUCUACUUACGAAAGUCUGGGGUAUGGUUGUGAGAAUGGCCCUUGGAGGAACUUUUAUAUCAGCGGAGCAAUGGAGUUACGUGGCCACCAGCCAAAGAAGAAUGUUCUGACCGGCCAGACUGGAGUCAGUGAGGCAUUAUCACUUCAUCAUUUGUUUGCAUCACUAGCAGUUCGGCUAGACGGUUCUCGGGCUCAAGAGCAGGAUUUUGUUCUUGAUCUCUAUGUGACGGAUCGAGAUGAGCAUUGCCGUUUAAUUGUCAGCAAUGGUGCAUUAAUUCACCGCACUGGCCAACAAGUUUGCAAGAAGUCAUCGCUGGAAAAGGUCAAUUUUUCUGGAACUCUUUCAUUCCAUAAAUUGAUACAGGUACUCACUGAUAACGAGAAAGGCCAAGAAGGGAAUAUUUUUAUUGAAGAACACGGGACCGCUCAUACUGGCAAAAAUUACUUUCAUUGCUUGUCACGCCUAACCCAGCAUUCAACAUCGUUGUUCCUUAAUUUGAUUAAAUUAGUUCUUUCCUGA